Drosophila gunungcola (fruit fly) is the source of this 553-nucleotide messenger RNA. It is a transcript of the gene UQCR-14L, whose product is annotated as cytochrome b-c1 complex subunit 7. The transcript has a single exon. Lineage: Eukaryota; Metazoa; Arthropoda; Insecta; Diptera; Drosophilidae. The coding region runs from base 144 to 479 and encodes 111 amino acids. The record is from RefSeq and is a predicted model, not a curated record. Gene Ontology annotation, biological process: mitochondrial electron transport, ubiquinol to cytochrome c.
GUCCAUAUAUGGUCACUACAAAAAGUGAAUACUUCAAAAAUUGAACAAUUGUGUCACUGAGUAAAUUAUCAGCUUUAUUUCUAACCAGUGGUAGUACCUAAAUUACAAGCCAGAAACUUUAUAAAUUUGUGCGUUGGUAAAUCAUGCCGAACUAUAUGGCCAGAGUGGGUCCAGCGGUUUUCUCCAAACUGGGCAAGUGGGCCUACAACAUGUCCGGAUUCAAUCAGUACGGUCUGUAUCGCGACGACUGUCUGCAUGAGAACGAGGAUGUGGCAGAGGCAGUGCGUCGUCUGCCCCGAAAAAUGUACGAUGAGCGCAAUUACCGCAUCUUGAGGGCACUCCACCUGUCCAUGACCAAGACCAUUCUGCCCAAGGAGCAAUGGACCAAAUACGAGGAGGAUAUCAAGUAUCUGGAGCCCUAUCUGAAUGAAGUGGUGAAGGAGCGCGAAGAACGUGAGGAGUGGAACAAAACUCAUUGAUUUUUAAAGCUCAGUGAAGUUAUCAACCUGAAACUAAUAAUAAAAUAUUCAACUUAAAAAGGAGGUACUAAUAA